GGAAGCUUUCACACACUCACCACGCCUCCUUCAGUCGCCGUCUGCAUGCUGUACCCACUGGACACUUUAUUAAGCAGCUGAGAAAUGUUUGCGCCUUGGCGGAGGUCCUGCUGACGGUGUGCUGACAAGUGAGUCACAUGGGUCUCAGCAAACAUUGAGGAAAAUGUGUCAGGCGGCUGUGACGGAAGGGAUUUUAUAAGCGCUGCCUCGCCAGCCGCUCCCGCUCACACGCUCUCACCUCCUCGCGCCCAGAACGAGCCCCCGCACCACAGAUGGAGAAGUUCCCCGAGUUCCUGCUGCUCUGCGUCCUCGGUGUUCUGGUGGCUCUGAGCGGCGCUCAGCAUCACCUCGCACGCACGGGGGCGGGUCCGUGGAGGCAGCGCUUCCAGUGGGAGAGCAACGGCCGGGUGUACAGUUUGCUGAGCACCGGGACCCAGUACCGACCGGUGGCGCAGUCCAGGAGACGAACCCAGCUGCUGCUGACCACCACAAACGCUCACUCGCCUCCCAGAAGCACGUCCGUUGAUCUCAGCGAGCCCGGUCGAGCGGAGGCUGCGGUUCCGAGGGACCAGGCGUGGUCAGAGCGCAGAGCAGCGGCGGCAGCCUCCAGCAGCCAGGAGUUCUCCGGCGGAGAGCGGAGCGCGUCCGGAGACGACACCGGCGCGCCGACCGAUGCGCCAUCUCUGGAUUUUACGCAGAGACCGCCGGGACGCUUGGAUUCCACUCCCCGGCCCACAUCUGGAUGGGUAACGGUGGCUAACGACGAAGGAGAUGCGGGUCGCACUGAAACGCCAAAUUUGGACCACAGACGAGGCGGACCGGAGCCGGCACAGCCCUCAAGACUGUCCAGCAACGUGGUGGAGGUACAUUACUCUCAACAGAGCACGGAUCCGGAUGUGAGUGACCCGCGGGAUCCGCACAGUAUCCAUCACAGGAACUCCGUUUUUUAUAACGUCUACCCACCGGACCAAAGGAACAGAGUCCCUGCAAGACCAGUUCUACCAGGACCGGGCCACGGCACCAGGUUCUUCUACAACGGUCUCCCGGACCUGAUCCCCGACCCGUACUACAUCCAAGCUGCAUCUUACAUCCAGAGAGUGCAGAUGUACGCCCUGCGCUGCGCUGCUGAGGAGAACUGCCUGUCCAGGUCUGCGUACCAUCCCAGCGUGAGAGAGCUGGACUACAGGGUUCUUCUGAGGUUCCCCCAGCGUGUGAAGAACCAAGGAACAGCAGACUUCCUCCCAAUGAAGCCCAGGCACCAGUGGGAAUGGCACAGCUGUCAUCAGCACUACCACAGCAUGGAGGCCUUUAGCAACUACGACCUGCUGGAUCCUUCCACCGGACGCAAAGUGUCCGAGGGACACAAGGCCAGUUUCUGUCUGGAGGACACGUCGUGCGACCGGGGCGUACGGAGACGCUUUGCCUGCACCACUCACACACAGGGUCUCAGUCCGGGUUGCUACGAUACCUACCACGCCAACAUCGACUGCCAGUGGAUCGACAUCACCGACGUGCCACCGGGGAACUACACGCUCCAGGUGACGGUGAACCCCAGUCGGCUGGUUCAGGAGUCGGACUUCUCCAACAACGUGGCUCAGUGUGACAUCCGCUACACAGGAAGCCACGUGCAAGCCACAAACUGCAGAAUCAGCAAAAGCUGACCUGAGGGACGUCACAUGAUCUUCACGCUGGAGCUCGUCAAUUCCUUUCAUUCCUUCCACGCAACCAGCCUGGCGACGUUUCAAAUCUUCAUUCCUUUGUGUAAAUGAACAGGAAAAGUGUGUGUUUUCGUCCUUGAGGUGUAAUAGCCAACAAAAAGUAGGUGCUUACUUCUUUGCAUGAAUUAUUUAAACAUUUUUAACGUUUCUUUUUCAACCCUGACAGUGUGUAUUUAUGAAAGUGUAUUUGAAUGUAUGACCUGCUGUUAUUGAAUAAAGA
This is a messenger RNA of Dunckerocampus dactyliophorus (ringed pipefish), 1938 nucleotides long. RefSeq names its product lysyl oxidase-like 5a (gene loxl5a). The coding region runs from base 273 to 1661 and encodes 462 amino acids. The transcript is spliced from 8 exons. Gene Ontology annotation, biological process: peptidyl-lysine oxidation. Gene Ontology annotation, molecular function: protein-lysine 6-oxidase activity; copper ion binding. The record is from RefSeq and is a predicted model, not a curated record. NCBI's taxonomy places the organism in Eukaryota, Metazoa, Chordata, Actinopteri, Syngnathiformes, Syngnathidae.